Eriocheir sinensis (Chinese mitten crab) is the source of this 3550-nucleotide messenger RNA. RefSeq lists its product as uncharacterized. The record is from RefSeq and is a predicted model, not a curated record. NCBI's taxonomy places the organism in Eukaryota, Metazoa, Arthropoda, Malacostraca, Decapoda, Varunidae. Bases 116 to 1006 code for a protein of 296 amino acids. The transcript has 7 exons.
AGAAAGUCAUGUCGUGUGGUCCCCCUCGUCAGUGUCUCCGUCAUCGCUCGCCGUGCGUCAGGAGGAAAUAAACAUAAUUAGGAUAGCGUCGACAGGGUCACCGGGGCGGGGCAGGAUGCGGGUUGUCCACUCGCCAUGCCCCGCCGUCCCCCUCCUGUUGUUGCCGCUGCUCCUCCUGCUGGGCCACGCCGCGCCAGGUUCGUGCCUGCGCGUGUCCGGCGUGCGCGUGCCGCCCGUGGUGGUGUCGGGCUCGGCGGUGGAGCUGACCUGCAACUACCACCACAGCCCCGACCGCCCCGACCCGCUCUACUCCAUCAAGUGGUACCGCGACGUGAACCAGUUUUACGAGUACAUCCCAAGGCGGGACCCGCCCAUCAGGGUGUACCCGCUGCCGAACAUACACGUGGACCGGUCCCGCAGCUCCCAGUCGACGGUGGCGCUGACGGGGGUGUCGCGCGAGACGUCCGGCAGCUUCCGGUGUGAGGUGAUGGGCGACAAACCUUACUUCGAGACGGACGACCACGCGAUGAACAUGACGGUGGUUGACGUGCCGGCGUGGGGCCCCGAGCUGUGGGGCGCCGCCCCCGGGGCCCGCGUGCGCCCUGGAGAGGUGGUGGCGCCGCGCUGCCUCAUGGGACCCUCGGACCCGCCGGCGGACGUGAGCUGGACCGUGAACGGCGAGGCGACGCCCAUCGAGGCGGCGGUGGUGCGGGCCUUGGAGCGAGGGCCCCAGGGACGGCUCGCCCAGGGCUCGGAGCUACGCAUGACGGUGACGGAGGCGUGGCUGGCGCGCGGUGCCAUGACCCUCACCUGCCACGCCCGCGUGUCCUCCGUCUACCACGCCACCGCCAACGUGACGCUCGUCCACUACGACUGGCCGCAGCCCGCCGAGUUCGGCUGGUUCUCCGCAGCACCCCCAGCCGCCGCCCCCCACACGUCAUCGCUCCUCCUGCUGCCCCUGCUGCUGCUGCUGUCGCUGUGUGGCUCUGCUGUGGCGCCGCUGUGACCUUGAUCUGCCGACGCUGUGACAGGUAACGCCCCGACAGGUGACGCGCUGACGGGGUGAUGAUGAUUAUGACGAUGAUAAUGACGAUGAUGAUGAUGAUGAUAAUGAUGGGGAUGAAGGCAACAGCUGUCCACGCACCUCGUAACUCGCAACGCAAACGUAAGAUGUAUACAUAACACACACACACACACACACACACACACACACACACACACACACACACACACACACACACACACACACACACACACACACACACACACACGCAAAUACUGGCAGGGUUUUAUCUUUUUCUUUCUUCGUUUCUUUUUCUUCUUUUCAUCAUGUUUCUUUUUUUGCUCCUUCACCUUUUUUUCUCUUCUUCCGUUUCUUUUCUUUUUUUUCUUUUUCUUUUUCUUCUACUUUUUCUUUUAUUCUUUAUCUUCUCCUCCUCCUCCUUCUUAUUCUUAUCCUUUUUCUGUUUUUUUUCGUUUUCGUCUCUGAGCGCAACAGUUGAAAGGCCAUCUGUGCGUUAUCUCUCUCUCUCUCUCUCGCAUUUCUUCAUUACUGUCAUUUUCUUUAAACUCUAUUCACUGCCAUCCAUCUUCGUUCAAUUUUAUCAAUUCAUCUUUCCUCUGAAGUUCUCUCUCUCUCUCUCUCUCUCUCAAACCCAUACACCAGGACAGGACCAGGACAGGCAAGAAAGAGGAAAAGAGAGAAGAAAAUGAAAGGGAAAAAGGAAGAAGUGAAAGAGAGAAAGAAAGAGAGAAAGAAGACAGGGAGAAGACAGAACAAAAAAACUUACAAACAAGACAAUUUUUACCUUAAGAACUAAAAAAAAAAGAAAAAAAAUGUGAAGUUCCGUUAGGGAUGAGAAUGAAGAAAGAAAGUGAAAGGAAAGGAAGGAAGGAAAAUAAGAGGGAAAGAGGAAAAGGAGAGUGAAAGGAAAACGAGAUGAAAAAUGAAAAAAAAUGAAAAAACGAGAUAAGUGAAGAAAAAAAGAACGAGAAUGAGAUAAUGAAUUCUAAUAGUGAAGUGAACAAAAAAAAUUAUGAUGAUGAUGAUGAUGAUGAUGAUGAUAAUAUGUAUAAAAAAUAACUUGUGUAUUUUAGUAUUUUUUUUUUGUAUGUGUGGUUCAUCGGACAAAAAAAAAUAGCGAAAUUGUGUGUUCAUGUGUUGGUUUACUAAUUAAAAGGUGACUACAGGUGUGUGUUGUGUGUGUGUGUGUGUGUGUGUGUGUGUGUGUGUGUGUGUGUGUGUGUGUGUGUGUGUGUUGUACCUAUCCCUUCUUCCUCCUCCUUAUCUUCCACUCCUGUUUUUUUUCUCUUCUUCUUCUUCUUCUUCUUCUUCGUCUUCUUCUACUUCUUCUUUUUCUUCUUCUUUUUCUUCUUCUUCUUCUUCUUCUUCUUCUUCUUCUUCUUCUUCUUCUUCUUCUUCUUCUUCCUCCUCCUCCUCCUCCUCAUGUCGCCGCAACACUGAUUGAAGAAACACCUCAAGUUGAAAUUACAAAAAUAAGUGUUGGAGAUUUACUUUUAUCCUUAAUUAAGUGUGUAAGUAAGGUGUUGGUGAUGAUGAUGGUGGUGGUGAUGGUGGUGGUGGUGAUGAUGGUGGUGGUGUUGGUGGUGGUGGUGAUGAUGGUGGUGGAUGGGAAACUGGUUCACCCUUUCAUUUUUCAUUUACGCUCCGAAAUAUACAAAUUUUAUCACCCUUUUUUUUGCAGCGUUGCCAGCUAAAAGUCGUCACCCUUUACAGUGUUACCAGCUAAAACUCUCACCCCUUACAGUUUUAACAGACACGUUGCCACACUUUACAGAUUUACCAGAUAUAAAUUCCCAUCCAUUACUGUGUUGCCAUAUUAGUUGCCACCCUAUUGCAGUGUUACCAGCUAAGUGGGGAAGGUUAUGCUGUGGUGUCCCCAGAAAGCACGUCCCCAGAAUGGUCCCUAAGUUUACCUAAUGGGGAGAAUUAAGGGAAGAUUUGAAAGGGGAGCCUAAGGGGGGUGGGGGUGGGGAGUUAAAAGAGGUUUACGACUCGACGUUGGUUCAAUCUCUGUAGUCUUCCAGUGUGUGUGUGUGUGUGUGUGUGUGUGUGUGUGUGUGUGUGUGUGUGUGUGUGUGUGUGUGUGUGUGUGUCGCCUCCCAGUCAAGUCAUUACUACCACCACCGCCACUACCAUCAAUAUCACCACCACCACCACCGCCGCCGCCGCGUCUCGUCACGGGGCUCCGAUAAGAAUCUUCCAGUUAGCUGUAAUCAAUUGUCACCCAAACGAAUGUAUAUAAUGACUAUAAUGUACUAAUAAUGUGUGUGUCCCGCCGCCAUGGUACCCCCCUCGCCCUCACCUCCCCCUGACACACACACACACACACACACACACACACACACACACACACACACACACACACACACGUCGCCCUUCUCCUCCUGGAAAUUGUGACGUAAAUUUCUUACUGUGAAAUGUAUUUAAUUUCCGGCCUAGUGCCCUGUCCCCCCCCUCCCCCCUACACACACACACACACACACACACACACACACACACACACACACACACACACACACACACACA